AAAUACUGAAACAUGAGUCUGUUGUGCACACAGGAGACAGGUGAGUGAUGCUGGAUAAGAGCCUCAAGCAGCCAGAUGAAAGAUUUGUUGAAAUGCUCCUAUUAUGAUACUUUGCAGCCUGUGGAGUAGGGGAGCUGGUUACUUGAUCCUCUGCUAUACCUGAACCUUGUUGUUGUAGCUUUUAAUAACUGAGUAUCCAGACCUCCUAUAAAGGUGCCUUUGAGGGAAGAAUGAUGGGACAAGAAUCAGCAUUCAGAGCUUGAAAUGGGCAACAAGCAAACCAUUUUCACUCCAGAACAACUGGAUGCAUAUCAGGACUGCACAUUCUUUACAAGGAAAGAAAUUCUGAGACUGUUUUAUAGAUACCGAGAUCUAGCCCCACAGCUAGUUCCACUUGACUACACAGAUAAACCAGACGUGACACUUCCCUACGAACUCAUUGGCAGCAUGCCAGAGCUGAAGGACAAUCCAUUCCGCCAGCGGAUAGCAGAGGUUUUCUCUGAGGAUGGAGGUGGCAAUAUGACUUUAGAUGAUUUUUUGGACAUGUUUUCAGUGCUGAGUGAGAUGGCUCCCAGAGACUUGAAAGCGUAUUAUGCUUUUAAAAUUUAUGAUUUUAACAAUGAUGAUUACAUAUGCAAAUCAGAUCUAGAGAAAACUGUUAACAAAUUAACCCGAAAUGAACUUACCCCAGAAGAAGUUAGCCUUGUAUGUGAAAAGGUGAUUUAUGAAGCUGAUGCGGACAACGAUGGCAAGCUGUCUUUGGAAGACUUUCAGCGUAUGAUAAUACGAGCUCCAGAUUUCCUCAGCACAUUUCACAUUCGAAUCUGAAACUAGUGAAACGUAGAUGGAAGUGCUUCUUGAACCUUCAACAACCAUUACUUCACCCGAGAUUACUGUCCAUGAGAGCAAAAUGAGAGGAGCAAAGAGGACAACUUCUGGUAACUGAACCAGUUGGAGAAGCCUUGUCUUAUCUCUUUUAAAGGAACAAUUUAUUAAGUUCUUCAUCAAGAUUUCCCUGUAAUUUAACAAAGUGUCUAUUCCCAUUUCCCGGCUAGAGCAAAUCUGGCCUCGACAGCGAGAUGAGAAAUAUUUUUUUAAAGUUCAGAUACCACCAGGUAGUAAAGGAACUUGUAUCAAAUUGCAGCUUAAAAAAAAAAAAAGCCUUAACCAGUACAAAACCCUUUACAAUUGUUUCAAAAACACUACUGGUAAUCAAAAUUGUGUAAGCAACUCUUCUGAUCAGCUACAGUCUUAACAAAUGGUCCAGUGAAUCCAUUUGCUAAAGCAUUCUUCCAGUGUAUCACAGAAGACUGCUACACGUUCUGAGAAUAUAGAGCUCUCCAUUUCAGAAUUUAUAC
Molecule: messenger RNA, 1358 nt
Organism: Falco peregrinus (peregrine falcon)
Lineage: Eukaryota; Metazoa; Chordata; Aves; Falconiformes; Falconidae
Gene: CIB3
Product: calcium and integrin binding family member 3
Exons: 6
Coding region: 265-828 (187 amino acids)
Molecular function (GO): calcium ion binding
Source: RefSeq, a predicted model, not a curated record